GCUUCACUACGAGAGCCACCAUUUCUGCGCCUGGUGCGGUCCACCGGAGGAAUGCACACGUGACCUCUGGUGGCACACGCCCUCUACGUCACCAGGCUGAAGCCUCAAAGUGAAGACGUUUAACUUCUCUCCCUUCACUCUGUCUUCUCCGGUGCUGCUGUCACGUCCCCCUCCGUCCACCACUGCGGGGGAAACAUGCUCAUGAACUCGGCACGAAACAUUUCGAAAUUUGUAGUCUAGUGACGCACCACGGACAGCCCUUCACGGCAGACUCACCAUCAAAAUGGCCGAGCUGUAUGAAAACCGCACCUGUCAUCAUAAUGAGUCCAUGGGCUUCUUCUACAAGAACAUUGGUGCUGAUGAUAAGUGGGACAAUACCCAGCUCAUCAUGGUGCAGGUGGUGGGCUCUCUCUUCUGCUGUUUCAUUCUGGUGUCCAACGCCAUGGUCAUAGCUGCUGUCAUCACCAACAAGAGGUUUCACUACCCUUUCUACUAUCUCCUCGCCAACCUCGCUGCCUCGGACUUCCUAGCCGGCAUAGCAUACGUGUACCUUAUGUUUAACACGGGGGAGGUGUCACGGAAACUCACAGUUAAAGGGUACUUCAUCCGUCAAGGUCUUCUGGACAUCAGUCUCUCAGCCUCGCUGGCUAACCUGUUGGUAAUAGCUCUGGAGCGUUACAUCUCUGUCAUGAACUGGAAAGUCCACAGUAACCUGACAAAGAGGAGGGUGACGCUGCUGAUCGUGCUGGUGUGGGCCAUCUCCAUCUUCAUGGGGGCUGUGCCGAGUCUGGGCUGGAACUGCAUCUGCGACCUGAACGACUGCUCCCAGCUGGCUCCCAUCUUCAGCAGGAGCUACCUGAUCUUCUGGUCUGUGUCUAACCUGGUGGUGUUCCUCGUGAUGGUGGGCAUCUACAUGAGGAUCUACGCAUACGUGAAGAAGAAGACGUCAGUGCUAACGGCACACACCAGUGGCUCCAUCAACCGCAAGAGGACGCCCAUCAAGCUCAUCAAGACAGUUAUGGUUGUGCUUGGGGCCUUUGUGAUCUGCUGGACUCCCGGCUUGGUGGUUCUUCUGCUGGACGGUCUCCGCUGUACGAGUUGUAACGUCAUGAAAUUAAAACGCUGGCUGCUGCUCCUGGCUGUACUCAACUCAGUAAUGAACCCCUGCAUCUACUCCUAUAAGGAUGAGGAAAUGUGGACAACCUUCAAGAACCUCAUGCGCUGCAUUGGGAACGGCACACGACGGCAGCGGUCCACGAGGGCUAACGCCAGGCCGCUCAGCUCUGGUCAGGACACGGCCAAUAGUCAGCUUCCCUCAGAGGAGACAAAAAAUGACAGUCAGGACAUACUCAAGACCUGACAGUGGAAUUUGUUACGCAUUUGGUGGAACUUCUGUCCAGCUCUGACUGAACUUAUCUUAAGAAGACACAGAUGGGGACUGACUUGAAAGGGAAGCCACCAUUGUCUCCAGUUGGUCUCAGGAUUCGUUGUUGAUUCGUUGAGAUUAAAAGUAGUUUGUUAAAGAGACACUGCACGCCAUCUCUUCCAGUAUAAAGCUGGCUGAGAUAAGAGACACUGAUGCACUAAUAAUUCACCAAAUGGAUUCAUAGAUGUGCUUUUUCAGGUUGUUUUUCAGGGUUUUAACAUUUUUUGUACACAUAGCUCUGUUUCAUCCUGCUCUUUGUGUCUUGCUCAUCACAUUCCUGUGGGUUAUUUAAAGUUGGAAAAAAUGCGGAAGAAAGAAUCCAGUAUGAAGUACAAAGAAGAACUUUUCUACCUUUACCUUUUUAAAAGGGUAAAAAUCAUGCAAAAGGUGACUUCAGUUUGUCGCUAAUAUUCAUUUGUGUGCCUCUGAAUUAUCCUGUAGGUUUACUUCUUGUGUAGUUUGAGGAAGCAGUACUGCGGUGCAUGAUCUAGUCAAGAAAUGUAACAGUGGUUUAUGGUUUAGAGUCAGGUACUGUAAAACUGUACAUUUGCUUGAGUAGGCACAGUUUUAAAGAUUAUUUCCUGUUUUUAAAGUAAAAGUACUGUAAAUUGCUGUACUAUACAUAUCUACUUGUACAUCCUGUAAGAUGCUUUCAGGAAGAGAUAAACUGUAAUUUCACCCAAUUUUAAGUGAGUUCACACCCUGCUUUUCUAAAGCAGGUUUGCCUCUGGAGAAUAGAUGACAAGGUCAGCCCUUUCUUGUCCCAUCGUCUUUUUUCAUUUCACCUAAACAAACCGAUAAACUCCUGCCUGCAGCACCUCACAGAGGCAAACCUGUUCCCUCUGUGGAAUUUUAACACAUUACAUCAAUUCAUCAAAUGGCUCCAGGGGCUGUGAUGAAACUCCUGUUCACCUCACAGUGCAAGGGUUGUAAAAUGAUUGCAACACACUGGAGAUACCUGUAGGAACCAAAUAGGAUAUGACUGAACAGACGGUAACUACCCACAUGUACAUGCAACACCCCCCACCCCCUCCACACUGCUCUGACAACUUCAUUGUUAAAUCAUUGACUGGGUUCAAAUGACUUUUCCUCAACCUGCUGUACAGUAUUUAUGCCACUUCUGCUGUAAAAGGACAUCGUGAAAGCUGAUUUGUGUUCAUCGUGGGAGUUCAAGAAUGCCACAAAUGAGGUUAACAGGUCCAGUCACGUUGUUUCUUUAUUGAUUUUAAAUUUCUGUGUGGCAUUUGAGACCAUUGGACUUUUAGAAUCAUCUCUUUUUUUGUUAAUUAACAGCUCUUUUUUUGUCAAAUAGCAUACAUAAAAAUGUGGUCAAUAUGUCUAUUUUUCCAUAAUGAAAUGACAGGAUGGAGAUGACACAAGCAGCAUAGAGGUUAAUUUCACAAAAGUGCUUGCAACCAUGUCACACUAAAGUAAGUUUAAAUUUUACUUCAAUGUGAAUACCAAAAAUAAUAUAAUUUAGAGACUGCGACUUUGGCUUAAAAUUCUUUCUGGAUUCUCUAGCGUUUGCUACAUUUUUUUUAGCCAUGUUGGUGGUAAUCCAAAUCCUUAUGACGUCACUGUUCCCUUAACCUGUCUAGUCCACUUGUAGGUCAAAGAUUCACUUAACUGGUGAAAUAUGUCGACAUGUACUAAAUGGAUUGGCCCAACGUUUUAUAGGCAUUUCAAGACAACAAACCCCAAACACUUCAGGGAUCCGCCAGUGCCACCGUGCGGUUUAUGUUUUGUGGCUUUGAGUGAAAUGUCUCAAUGACCGUUGGAUGGAUUAACAUAAAAUUAUUUGAGACAUUAAUGAUCCCCUUACUUUUCCUGCCAUCGUCAGGUGAUAUCACCAUCAGCCUCAGGUGAACUUUGUGUGUCCUACUAAUAAGCAAUUCUUGUCAUAGAGCAUGUUAGCUAAGAUGGUAAACAUUGUACCUGUUAAACAUUUCUAACAUUGUGACUGAGAGCGUUUUAGCACCUACUUCGAUCUUACAACACAAGAGUGGCUGUAGCAUUCUACACCUACUUGGUGCCUUUGUUAGCCAAACCGUAAGGUGACUUGUAAAUCCUGUUUGACUCAGACUGUUUCCUGAUUUUAAAUUAAAAUAAUUGACACUGAUAAUACCUGCUGAGUCUACAAUCUUAAAAAAAAAAAUGAAAGGAUAAUCUGAUACUCCUAUUACAUGCCUUGUACUGCAAUCAGAAGUUGAAGUACUGUUUCUUAAGCUGUCUAGUGCUCAAGACCUCUGGGCCACUUUAGGAUGAUUUACUCUUGUCACACCAAUUAGCAAGUGACCUGAAAUUUCCAUUCAGUCAGCUGAAGAGCUGCAGAAAAACAGAAUUGACUCUUAAGUGGGAAGAACAAGAGCACAAAGCACCUGCAUCAGUAAAAUAAAACAAACAGUUGCGGGGUUAGCUGAUACUAUUUGAAUUAUCCCGUAGCCUAGAUGUCAACAUCUGGAAAAUGUUGUAGUGAAAUACGUUUAAACAUUAAAACAUGUUUAGUAGGUUAUAAACUGCACAAUGUAAGCAUCUGUCAUUUCUUGUAAAUGUUUGCUGUUUGAUGCUACAUACUGUCUAUGUCCUGUUUCUGUUGUCCCCAGAAAGCCUUUGAAUCAUGUUAAAGUUUCAAAUCUGCCCUCUAAUUUACUCAAGUCAACAUGCUUGAAAUGCAAGCCCAUUGUUCAUAACCUUUCACUGUUUUUAACCAUAAAACCCACAGCUGUUUAUUUUGCCCCCAUUCUCUAGGUAACCAGCUUUUGCAACGUUCUUAAUCCCAUGUUAUAUUUCUUUUGUGCAGUAAAAUCCCACUCAAAAUUUAAUCCCCUAAAACACGUCCUUUGACAGCAGAAAAAAAAAGGUUCAACACUGUACAUUUUGCUCAUAGAAAACUACUCAGGGGUGUAAGUGACAUUCAGGUUGAGGUUUGACUUGAGUCAAGUCAUUUGGUCUUUAUGAAAAUUUGUGCUGUAUGGUAGCGACGACUGUACGUCCUCGGUCGUGACUGCUGCCUGCCACUCUGGUUUUACAUUCCCAAAAACAUGAACUGUAAACUGUGUGGUGUGGCAGUCUUUUUUCUACAGCUGUGCUGUAAUUAUGCAUUCUUGAAAAGCCAAUUAAAUUUCACAGAUGUUCAAAAAUGCUGUCUUUUGGUUUGGUUUUAAUCUCAGGACAAACAGUUGGAGACAGAGGGAUGGAAAACGCUCAUCAGUAUGUUAUAUAAAUAUCUCUUGUGCCAUAAAUGUGAGGAAUCAGGAAAGUUAAAGCUUAAAUCAUAUAUAAUUUACAUAACUGACUGGUUUGUCCUAUAGGUCUCAGAAUACAUGAUCAUCAAGUGUGAGGGAUUUCAACUCGAUACAAUAUUAUGUCUGAGAGGACAAUGUGCAGUAAAAGUGAUAGUCAAAGAUGAGAUUUAUUACAUACGUGUAAAUGGUAAACAGACUGCAUUUGUAUAGCACUUUUAUCAUUAUACAGAAUCAAGGGGUUGACACAAAUCUCCAGUGUUCAGAGAAUGGCCCAAAUGUGUCAGUGGCACAGAGGAUCAACAAACUACAGAGUAUUGAAGUCAGUCAUCUGGUUUUGUUGAUGUUUGUUUAUUUCUGUCUUCUCUCUUUCAGUUUCUGAUUUAAACCAUAAACUUUUUUCUGUGGCUG
This is a messenger RNA of Scatophagus argus, 5079 nucleotides long. RefSeq names its product lysophosphatidic acid receptor 3 (gene lpar3). Gene Ontology annotation, molecular function: lysophosphatidic acid receptor activity. Gene Ontology annotation, biological process: G protein-coupled receptor signaling pathway. The transcript is spliced from 3 exons. Gene Ontology annotation, cellular component: membrane. The record is from RefSeq and is a predicted model, not a curated record. NCBI's taxonomy places the organism in Eukaryota, Metazoa, Chordata, Actinopteri, Scatophagidae. Bases 284 to 1360 code for a protein of 358 amino acids.